Messenger RNA from Menidia menidia (Atlantic silverside), 4431 nucleotides. NCBI's taxonomy places the organism in Eukaryota, Metazoa, Chordata, Actinopteri, Atheriniformes, Atherinopsidae. The record is from the annotation of a GenBank genome assembly.
CUGGGAGUUGCGGGAGUUACAUACGCGCUCCUGACUCAUCUCGCGUCCUCCGAGAUGCUCCCGCGGCUCGGAGCUGGAGCCAAAAUGGCCGCCUCGGGGAGGCCGGAGCGAGGUGGUGGACUCAUCCUGGUAGCUGCCUUAGUGAUGGAUGGGGAGUCAGAACCGAGCCCUGUCGUGGCAGAAGAGGCAGGCGAGCAGGUGGAGCCCAGGGAUGCCACUCCCUCCCCAAACCCACCGCCACCACCACCAUCGGCCACGCCCCCCGCUGAGGAGUCCGGGGAGACGGUUUCCGCGGCAACCGGAGCGGCAGCCCCGGCGGAGGGCGUCGCCGAGGACCACGACGACGACGACGUGGUCCUGGUCGGGGAGGAGGAAGACACUCCCAGCACAGACUGCCUCCAGGAGCCGCCGGCUGCUGCUGUAGCUGUAGCAACGGUGGACACGGCAACGAUGCCUUCCAGGACUCCCAGUUCUCCCGUGUCUUCCACUGCGGCGUCCACGGCGACGGCGGCGCUGGAGCCCAUCGUCAUCGACGACGAGGAGGAGUCCGGACAGAAGGGGGCCCCCUCCCCAGCCCCCCCCGGGGAGGGGGCCCCACAGUCCCCCGGCGCCCUCAGCUGCACGGAGCCCGACUCCGAGAUCAGGAUCGCCAGCGUCACCACGCUGGGCCCCGGCGGCCGGCGGGGGGGCGCCGCCGCCGGCACGCCCCCGGAGGCGGCGGACGUCCAGGCGGACAUGAACCUGAUGAUAACCUCUGUGACAUCACUGCAGGGCGGAGCCACAGCCGUCGUGGCAGGUGAAGGCCAGGCGGAGGAAAACGGUCUGCAGAUCAGCAGUGCCUUCAGCCUCAAUCCCGACAACCCGUCUGCUCGACCGACCGCCUCCUUCAACCCGGGGCGGGGCUCCGUCAGCCAGCUGGUUCAGAACGGAGACACGGGGACGCACAGCCGAGCAGACUCCUGGAUCUCCCAGUCCGCCUCGGUCCCCCGCAACCAAAAGCAGACGGGGGUGGACUCUCCCUCUCCGGCCACUUCUCUUCCCAAACCUGCAGGCCAGUCUUCCUCGUCCACUUCCUCCUCAGGCUCCCAGGCACAGCCCAGGACAGUCAAGGUGACCUGCGCUAACUGUAAAAAGCCCCUGAAGAAGGGCCAAACAGCCUACCAGCGCAAAGGCUCCACACACCUGUUCUGCUCCACCACCUGUCUCUCUGCCUUCUCACACAAACCCACCCCCAAGAAGAGCUGCACCAUGUGUAAAAAGGACAUCACGAACAUAAAGGGUACAAUCGUGGCCCAGGUGGACUCCAGCGAGUCUUUCCAAGAGUUCUGCAACACCAGCUGCUUGGGUGCAUACGAGAACAAGCAGAACCCCCCCAAAUCAGGCCUCAAAACCAAAUGCACUGUUUGCGGCAAGCUCACAGAGAUUCGGCAUGAGGUUAGCUUUAAGACUGUGACCCAUAAGAUGUGCAGCGACACCUGUUUCAACGUGUACCGGCGGGCCAACGGGCUCAUCAUGAACUGCUGCGAGCAGUGUGGCGACUACCUGCCCACCCGGGCGUCGGCCAACCACGCCUUACUGGUCGACGGCCAGCAGAAACGCUUCUGCUGCCAGAACUGCAUCAGGGACUUCAAGCUGGCCCACAGUAAACUGGCCAGCUGCCUGACGUGCAAAACGCUGAUCAAGACGGGCGAGGUGCUGCACAGCCUGGGCUCCAGCGGCUCCGUGGGCUCCUACUGCUCCGUUAGCUGCAUGAACAAAGGCAAGCUGGCGCCCUCCUCCAUCCUCAGCACGGAGCCCACGUGUCAUUUCUGCAAGAGGAACUCUUUACCGCAGUACCAGGCCACGCUGCCAGAGGGCGACAUCCUCAACUUCUGCAGCUCCCAGUGUGUCACCAAGUUCCAGAACGCUGCUCUUCAAACGGCCACCAACGGACAGACGGCGCUCUGCACCACAAACAGCAUCCAGCUUAAAUGUAACUACUGUCGAGGGGCGUUCAGCUUGAAGCCAGAAAUUCUGGAGUGGGAGGAUAAGGUCUAUCAGUUCUGUAGCAAAACGUGCUGUGAGGACUACAAAAAGCUCCACUGCAUUGUGACUUUCUGUGAAUACUGCCAAGAGGAGAAGACGCUUCAUGAGAUGGUCAAGUUUUCCGGGGUCAAGAAGCCGUUCUGCAGUGAAGGUUGUAAGCUGCUGUUUAAGCAGGACUUUAUCCGGAGGCUCGGCCUGAAGUGUGUGAGCUGUAACCACUGCAGCCAGCUCUGCAAGAGAGGAGUGACCCGGGAAAUGGGCGGCAUGACUCGGGACUUCUGCAGCGAGGGGUGUGCCAAGAAGUUCCACGACUGGUACUACAAGGCGGCGAGAUGCGACUGCUGCAAGGUGCAGGGCAACCUGACGGAGUCCGUGAUGUGGAGGGCAGAGAUGAAGUAUUUCUGUGACCAGGACUGUCUGUUGAAGUUCUACUGCCAGCAGAACGAGCCCAUCAUGGUCACACAGAAGGGCCCGGAGAACACCAGCGGGGGGUCAGAAGUUCAAGGGGCCAAACUCGGGCUGAUGAACCAGAGCACCUCAGUGUACAGCACCGGGGGCUUGGUGAGAGACGUGAAGAACAAGGCGGUCCUCUGCAAGCCGCUCACCUUAACCAAAGCCACCUACUGCAAGCCGCACAUGCAGAGCAAGCCUCUGCAGACAGAUGUGGAUGAUGGCGUUAAGAGGGAGUAUGUUCCUGUCCCGAUACCUGUGCCCGUCUUCAUCCCCAUGCCCAUGAACAUGUAUUCCCAGGUCACCCCCACCCCCGUUUCUUUGCCUGUACCGAUUCCUGUGCCUGUAUUUAUGCCCACCACCCUGCAGGGGGCAGAGCAGAUCCUUCAGAGCAUGAAAGAUCUGAAAAAGGAAGCUCCCUCCACCCCCCUGGAGUCUAACCUGAUCUCUGAGGCCGACACGGCCUCAUGUGACCAAAAGCCAGAUGUGAAGCAGAUAAAGCUGAAAAGGGAGCGAGAUGGCGGGGAGUCCCCCCACAGCAGCCACUCUGAGGAAGAGGAGCAGCAGCUGGAGGAGGAAAAGUACGAGCCCGACCUGGACCUGGAGGCAGACUUUCCUCAAGCCUCAGAUCCUGCUCCUGUUCUGGAGGGAACGGACGAGGAAAUGGGCUUCUCUCUGCCUCCGGUCCUGACGGAGGAGAAAGAGGAGCUGGAGGAGUCGGCCCCUCGCCCACAGCCGAGGACACUGGGCAACAAGCGGCAGGCGGUAGAGGAGGCUUCAGCCACCAAUUCCCAUCCACCCAUCGGCUCCCCGGAGGCUCCCCGGCUGCCUCUGAAAGCUCGCUAUGGGAUCAAUGCCUGGAAACGCUGGGCGCUGUCCGUCCCCUCCCAGCUGGAGGACGCCGACGUGGAGGAUGGCUCCAAACCAGCGCGGCCUAAAAGCAACCUGCUCGCUCUGAGCCCCGAGGAGCUGAACGUGGCUCUGUCCCAGUUUGUCCGGGAGGUCUGCAGGCCCAACGGGGAGCGCUACUCGCCGGACAGCAUCCUCUACCUCUGCCUGGGGAUCCAGCAGCACCUUCACACCAAAGGCCGGAAGGAUGACCUGUUCAGUGACCCGUGCUACCAGCAGUUCGGCCAGGAGCUGAACAAAGUCCUCAAAGACUGGCAGCCCAGCGUGCUUCCCGAUGGCUCCCCGUGGGGGCGGGUGGAGGAGGGCAGUCUGUGGAGCAGCCGGCAGCUGGGCCAGCAGAGCGCGGCCGCCCUGCUGCGCUCGCUGGUCUACCUGAACACCAAACACUUCGGGCUGCGCACGGUGGAGCAGCACCUGCGCCUCUCCUUCGCCAACGUCUACGGCCCCGACACCGUCCACCCCGUCACCAAGGAGACGGCCGUCUGUAUCCGCGUCCCCUCCAUCUCCCCGGAGCCCCACGUGAAAACGUGGCCCAGAAGGAGGAAGCGUAAGCUGGAGGAUCGCGUUGAGGAUGAGGACGAGGACUUGAGAGGCUCCUCUGUCUGCGGCCCGGUCCAGAAGCACGAGUGUCGUCUGUAUGAGCUCUACAGAUCCAAGUGCCCCCCCUCUCUUCAGGAGCGUUUGGACGUGUUUUACGUGCAGCCGGACCCGGCCCGCGGCCCCGACGACCCGCUCUGGUUCAGCUCCACCCCCCUGCAGCGCCACAUCCUGGAGGGGCUGCUCACCCGGGUCCUCCUGGUCCGGGACCUCUACACGGACAGGCCCCGCCCGGGGGAGGACCACAGGGAGGAGGGGGAGGACCAUAGGGAGGAGGGGGAGGAGGACCAUAGGGAGGAGGAGGAAAGGGGGGAGGCGGGGACGCCCCCAAACCUGCUCCUGUCUUCAGAAGGAACCCGCCGGGAGCAGGAGCACACGGAAAAAACAAAGGACGGGAUCACCACGGGAGACUGUGGUUUUCAGUGGUUUCAGACGUCCGGUUUCGGAUGA